This is a messenger RNA of Microcebus murinus (gray mouse lemur), 1961 nucleotides long. It is a transcript of the gene ANAPC16, whose product is annotated as anaphase promoting complex subunit 16. NCBI's taxonomy places the organism in Eukaryota, Metazoa, Chordata, Mammalia, Primates, Cheirogaleidae. Gene Ontology annotation, biological process: protein ubiquitination. Gene Ontology annotation, cellular component: anaphase-promoting complex; cytosol; kinetochore. The record is from RefSeq and is a predicted model, not a curated record.
GCCACCGCUGUCGCGGGCCCCCCGCAUCGCGGGCGCGAGCACGCUACGGUCCUCGUCGUAGUGAGCGCGGCCGCUCCGGCUGGCGUUGGGGGCGGGGCUGUAAGGGAAAGUGCCAAAGCCGCUGAGAUAAGACAACAGAGGAACAGAAAGUUAAGUGAUUUGUCCAGAGUCAUGCAGCAAGUCUGAAGUAAGAAUUCUGCUAGCAAGGAAAUGGCUGCCUCUUCAUCAUCCUCCUCAGCUGGUGGGGUCAGUGGAAGUUCUGUCACUGGAUCUGGUUUCAGUGUCUCAGACCUUGCCCCACCACGGAAAGCCCUUUUUACCUACCCCAAAGGAGCUGGAGAGAUGUUAGAAGCAAACAUUUGCAGACUGGCUGGCCAAGAUCAGGGUAUAGACUAUGGCUCUGAGAGAUUCCUCUGCGAAUCUGUGUUCAGCUAUCAAGUGGCAUCCACGCUUAAACAGGUGAAACAUGAUCAGCAAGUUGCUCGGAUGGAAAAACUAGCUGGUUUGGUAGAAGAGCUGGAGGCCGACGAGUGGCGGUUUAAGCCCAUCGAGCAGCUGCUGGGGUUCACACCCUCUUCAGGUUGAUGUCUGGAUGGUCACCUCUAGUGGCAAGUGCAGAGCCAGCGAGGGACCUUCUCACAGCUUACAUAGCCAUCCAGAGAUUUCACAGCUACAUCACUGAAUUGUUAAUUCACAUUUGUACUUGGUUUCUCUGUAUCUAUCCACAAGCAACCAAUACUUAAACAUGUUAUCUUGCAGGGAAAAGUUGUGUUCAUUUGUUUUAAAAAAUAUUGGGAAUCAGAUUAAGACAAUCAGUUUCAGGGAACCAGGAAGUUUAGGUUUAAGAGAUAUUUAUAAAAUUUUCACAGGCCAAGUAGGGCACAUGCCAGAAUUGGCCAACUGCCUGGCGUCUAUCCUGUCACCCAUACAGUGCCUGGAAAGCUUCACCAGUCAAGUCCAGGGUCAGGAUCUAUGGUUCUACAUUUCUGAUUUAAAACAGUUCUUUUUACAGAUGAAUGUGAUUUCAACUCAGGACCUGUCCAAAUGAAUUUUAAAAUGUUUGGGUUUUUUCUAUUUUUAAACAUCUAAUUCGAUAGAUUUUAACUUUUUCUAACCUCUUCUAAAUAUGCCAAAUGCUGGCAAAAAGAAUUGCUUUUUGAAUGUUGCAGCAUUUGUAAAAAUAGCAAAAUACUUUUAAACACAGAAGUCUUGAGUUCAUCUCAUUGGUGGACUCAAGCAAUUCUAUAGCAAAUAAAUCCUUUAAAAGAGCUCCAAAUUGGUGUCUUUAUCCUUUCAAAGCCUCAGGGAUUUGGGAUAGGGAGAAGAGGUCAAAUUAUUUUUUUACAAGGGAAUCUAAAAACCAUUUCUCCUAUGGUAGAUUUGCUUCACUUCAGGGAUAUUUGUCUUCAUAGAAGUAUAUAAAUUUAUUUUACUGAUAUUUCAUUAGGUUUUUAUCCCAUGAUAGGGAAAAACCUGGAAGGCUAAGAGGUAUCCUUUGGUCUCCCUCAUGGGACCCCUGGGUCCACACUGCACAGUUAAGAGAAUCAUUUAUUAUAGUGUCUGCAAAUUUUGCCUUAGACAACAUUUGGCUUUUUCCUCAUUAAUAACUUUUACCUGAUCUGCUUAGAGUUGUUUAAUUAUAAAUAAAUAUAAUCCCAGUAGCAAUUGGCCUUAAUCUCAGAAGUUCAAAAUGUUUAACACGUACUACCUGCCAGGGAGGUGGUGACCUCAUUCAGUCACUAAGGAGUCUGAGCCCAGUGAAGUGAAAGACCUGCUCAUAGUCACAUAGCCCAGGCAGAAGGAAACCUUGGAACUUGGAAUAGAUCACAGUUGCCUGAUAAUUCAGCUCACUAUUCUUAUCUCUAAAGCCAAGCAGAGCACAAGAAGUACCAGCCCACAAACUCACCUUUUUCAUAUUAAUAUUUCUCAACCAAAAUAAAUAAGUUCUAUGUUUGAAAGCA